UGUAGAAAGUAGAAAGUGUGCACUUGCUGCCACACUACACACAGCAGAGCUCACUAGACUUUGAAUUUUUGAAUCGCUCAUUCAUGUUGUCCGGUGCUUUUCUGUGUGUCCUUGUAGGCUCCUUCCUGGGACUAACCCAAGGUGAUGUGGUGUCUGAUUUCAACGAUGAGCCUGACUGCAUAAAGUACUUCUACAAAGGGAAAGUGCCACAAUGGGGGUCCGAGACGCCUGGUGCUGCCCGAAUCUGCCAGCGUUUCCAGAACCGGUUUCAUUUUGCCACGUUGUAUGACACACGCCACCACAUUGCUGUCUACUCAGCGUACAUUUUUGAGCCCAGUGACGGGGGAGGCAGAGAGAAGCGCUGGUUUGUGGAGCCUCAGUUGGUGAAUCAGAACUGGGGAGGGGAAAUGAGAGACGGCUAUUGGCUGGGACAGGACUAUCCCGGUAUCUACCAGGGUGAGAGACAGGCUCUGAAUGAGGAUUACACUUACUCAGGGUUUGACCGUGGCCACCUCAAUCCCAAUGGACAUCAUGCAGUGCCAAGUCGUAAUGCCACAUUCACCCUCACGAACGUGGUGCCUCAGAACCCAAAACUAAACCAGAAUGCCUGGGCUAAUCAUGAGUCCAACCUGGCUAAGAUAUUCAUAGCUCAGUGUGACAAGGCCUACGUGCUGGUUGGUGCCAUUCCCUCUGCUAACAACUGGAUCAUCAAGAAUAACGUCCAACGCGUCAACAUUCCAGAAUACAUCUGGAACGCAUACUGCUGCAUCAAUAGCAAUGGCUCUCCCAUUCGCAGUGGAGCUGCAAUUGCCCUCAACACUGAGAAGAAUCUGGUUGAGCAGCGCACACUGAGUGAAAUGGUUGUCUUCCUCCAGCAAUACUCUAACACGCCAGUAGGAGAGCUGUUCCACAAUCAAUGCCAGUAACAGUCUGUAACAUUGCUUCCCACACUGGUUAUUCAAUUUUAAAGUCUGACACAGAUUAACCAGUGGAAAUUCAUUAAAACUGUAUAUCUA
Pangasianodon hypophthalmus (striped catfish) is the source of this 1016-nucleotide messenger RNA. RefSeq names its product endonuclease domain-containing 1 protein-like. Lineage: Eukaryota; Metazoa; Chordata; Actinopteri; Siluriformes; Pangasiidae. The transcript has 3 exons. Bases 84 to 926 code for a protein of 280 amino acids. The record is from RefSeq and is a predicted model, not a curated record. Gene Ontology annotation, molecular function: metal ion binding; nucleic acid binding; hydrolase activity.